GUGAGCGAGACUGAAAGGAGAUAUUUAAAGCACAGAAGGAAGAAAGAGACAGAGACAAAGAUACAGAGUCAAGCAGAGAGCUCUGCUUUGUCAUGUUAGAGAAGAGAUGACUGAAGCAGCUCUGAGCCCAGUGAUCCAGACAGGAGACGGGAGGAAACUGUCCCGAACAGCAUUUCUUUCAUUGAUGAAUACCUACAACUGCUUCCUAAAGGAUCAGACCCAGCUGCACCUCAGUUAUUCUGUGGGGGUGGAUGGAGAGGUGGCAGUGGAAGGCUUCCUGAAUAUCUCCUGGGGAGUACAGAGACUUAUCAGGCUGAAAAUACAAGAUGACAGACAAAUGCUUCCCUUCAUUCCCCAGAGCUCACCUGACCCCACCAGUCCUGUCAGCCCAAUAGGAAACAAGAGGGGAAUGACACGAUGGGGAGAAUAUGUUGACCUUCACCAGAUACUAGAUGAAAUGCUUGAGACAGCACAGGACACAGAAGUCAAUAAUCCAGGCCCAGCUGUUUAUGAGACCACCACACUGCGUCCUGUGAGGCAGAAGAGCCUGGAGCUGCAGGCCGAGUCAAACCUGUUUCGCUGUAUGAGCGACGCCUCAUUGAUCAAGAGGAGGAGGGAAAGGGGCAAAUCGGUGGCACAAAGAGAAAAAGAAAGGCAACAUCGCUUUUCUAUCAAUGGACACUUUUACAACUAUAAGACCUCUAUCUUCACUCCGUCCUUUGGUACUCCAACUAAAGUACGUAUCUCCAGCAAGAUGACCACAAACGAGGUCAUUGAACAGCUACUACACAAAUUCAAGAUAGAAAACGAUCCCCAGGAGUUUGCGCUGUACUGUGUUCACCAGAGUGGAGAAAAGAGGAAGCUGAGUAACAAAGACAGGCCCCUAUGGGAGCGCAUACUGCAGGGGCCCUCUGAUGACAUCAUGAAGAUCUUUCUAAUGGAUGCAGAUGAAGAGGAAGUCAGCAAUGAUGUAGCCCAGUAUCUAAACUUGGAGCUUCCGUUCCUGGAGCAUAUUCUACUGAAACUCAGAGAGGAGGAGAAAAGAGAGAUACAGAAUGUCAUGAACAAGUACCACCACCAACAUAGACUCUUAUCCCAUAUACUGAAAUGUAAGAUAUCACCUCACAUUGAGACCAGUGUCUGACGACUACUGAUCUGAAUCACU
Molecule: messenger RNA, 1165 nt
Organism: Monopterus albus (swamp eel)
Lineage: Eukaryota; Metazoa; Chordata; Actinopteri; Synbranchiformes; Synbranchidae
Gene: rassf6
Product: Ras association domain family member 6
Exons: 11
Coding region: 107-1144 (345 amino acids)
Biological process (GO): signal transduction
Source: RefSeq, a predicted model, not a curated record